AUGGAUCUGAAGCAGAGGUCAAGGGUGAAGUGGGCCGUGGAGGGGGAUGAAAACACAAGCUUUUUUCAUAAUAUUGUAAAUGCAAAUCAAAGCUCUAAUCGCAUAAACGGGCUUAUGAUGAAUGGGGUAUGGGAGACAGAUCCACCGCUGAUUAAGGAUUCAAUAUGCUCCUUUUUCGCACAAAAGUUCCUGGAACCGAUGGAGGUUAGGCCCAGGUUGACGUGUCCGUACCUUGGUCAGGUGACUGAUGCAGAGGGGGAGAUGUUAGUAGCCCUGUUCUCAUUAACAGAGAUAAAAGACGCUAUUUGGGAUUGUGGAAGUGAAAAGGCACCGGGCCCUGACGACAUCAAUUUCAGGUUUAUUAAGAAAUGUUGGGGAUCAUUACAGGCGGAUUUCAUUAAAGUGUUUGAGGAGUUUUCACAAAAUGCAACCAUUUCUCAUGGGUGUACCUCAUCGUUUAUUGCACUUAUUCCUAAGUGUAAUGAUCCGAAUGGCAUGGGGGAUUAUAGGCCAAUUAGUCUUAUUGGAUGCAUAAAUAAGGUGAUCUCGAAAGUAUUGGCUAUUAGAAUGAAGAUAGUUAUUAAUAAGCUAAUUUCGGAGGAACAAACUGCAUUUCUAGCCAACAGGAGUAUAUUGGAUGGGCCGUUGAUACUUAAUGAGUUAAUUCCGUGGAUGAGGUCUAAUAGAAAGGAGGGGUUUAUAUUCAAAGCGGAUAUUGAAAAGGCUUAUGAUUCGCUAAAUUGGGGAUUUGUGGAAAGCAUCAUGGAGCAAAUGAAGUUUCCCUCGAUGUAUAUCAGUUGGGUUACGGCCACGGUAAAAAAUGCUAGGGCUUCUGUAUUAGUAAACGGGUCACUACGCAGGAGUUCACAUGCUAUAGGGGAUUGCGACAAGGGGAUCCCUUAUCCCCCGUUUUAUUCAUCAUCGCAAUGGAAGCCUUGUCAGGAGUAA
Helianthus annuus (common sunflower) is the source of this 948-nucleotide messenger RNA. RefSeq lists its product as uncharacterized. The transcript has a single exon. The record is from RefSeq and is a predicted model, not a curated record. Bases 1 to 948 code for a protein of 315 amino acids. Lineage: Eukaryota; Viridiplantae; Streptophyta; Magnoliopsida; Asterales; Asteraceae.